UCUUCAAGUUUACUGCUUGAACCUUCAAUUAUAUUUAGUAUCCCUCCCUGCAUUUCUCACACUCUAUCAUCUAAAUUCAUUUGCUGCUUCACAUCAAAGAUUUCUGCACUCAACUCAACUCUCUUCUUGCAAUACCAAUCAUCAUGGCGUCACUAACAGCUGUUUCUCAAAUCCAAUCCCUUUAUAUCAAGACCCAUGUCUCAUCACCUAAUCAUCAAUUUCGCCCAAUUUUCUUGCCCAGUAGAUUAUCAGUGAAGUUUCAGGUUCAUCGUGGUGUUUUUGGGAUGCCUAUGAAGAAGGCGGUUAUAGUGUCCGCAACAACGGCCGAGAAACCCAAGAAGCGUUACCCCGGUGAGUCCAAGGGGUUCGUGGAGGAGAUGAGGUUUGUAGCCAUGAAGUUGCAUACCAAGGACCAGGCCAAGGAGGGUGAGAAAGAGGUCAUGGAACCCGAGGAGAGAGCUGUGACCAAGUGGGACCCAACGAUUGAUGGGUACAUAAGGUUCCUCGUCGACAGCAAGUUGGUUUAUGAUACACUUGAGAAGAUCAUUGAAGAGGCUGCUUAUCCUUCAUGACCCGGGUACGGGGAAGAUGAUUGGAGUGGGCCGUGAGUCACGGGGUCUGUUCUACCUUGAUGUGCCGAGUCCUUCAGUUGCUUGUUCUCUCACAGAAUCUCCACAGCUCAUCCACAGUCGUCUCGGGCAUCCUAGUCUUGCGAAAUUGCAGAAGAUGGUUCCUCUUUUAUCCGGUCUUCAAACUUUAGAUUGUCAGUCAUGUCAGCAAGGAAAGCACAUACGCUCCUCCUUUGCUAAUCGAGUCAAUAAACGAGCUGAUGCUCCUUUUUCAAUUAUUCAUUCAGAUGUUUGGGGUCCUAGUCGUAGUGUGUCUAUUUUAGGUUUUCGGUAUUU
This is a messenger RNA of Gastrolobium bilobum, 905 nucleotides long. Its product is annotated as heme oxygenase 1, chloroplastic-like. The coding region runs from base 144 to 572 and encodes 142 amino acids. Gene Ontology annotation, biological process: phytochromobilin biosynthetic process. The record is from RefSeq and is a predicted model, not a curated record. The transcript is spliced from 2 exons. Gene Ontology annotation, molecular function: heme oxygenase (decyclizing) activity. Lineage: Eukaryota; Viridiplantae; Streptophyta; Magnoliopsida; Fabales; Fabaceae.